Daktulosphaira vitifoliae (grape phylloxera) is the source of this 782-nucleotide messenger RNA. RefSeq names its product adenylate cyclase type 3-like. Lineage: Eukaryota; Metazoa; Arthropoda; Insecta; Hemiptera; Phylloxeridae. Gene Ontology annotation, molecular function: adenylate cyclase activity. The record is from RefSeq and is a predicted model, not a curated record. Gene Ontology annotation, biological process: intracellular signal transduction; adenylate cyclase-activating G protein-coupled receptor signaling pathway; cAMP biosynthetic process. The transcript has 5 exons. The coding region runs from base 90 to 782 and encodes 230 amino acids.
GAACUAAAUAUUUUUAGGUAUCCUGUUGGUCUGAUAAACAGAUUCCUGUCAAUUGCACUCAACUCCACAAUGAUCCUUCUAACAUUUGCAUGUACCCAUCGUAUUUUACUUAUUUUAUGGUACUAGCAUUAAUAGCCACUUCGAUGUUAACUCAAUUGUCACAUUUCACCAAAGCUGCUAUCCUAGUCAUUAUAACUCUCAUUCACUGUAUCAUUAAUGUGAUCACUGUUAGUAGUGCUAUUGACUGUGAAGAUUCCAUAAAUUGCAAACCUUACAGGAUUUUAUCGUCUAAGUACGCUUUAUCUUUUUUGCUCGCUGCCGUUACAAUGGCACUGAUGUUUUUAGCAAGAAAUAUGGACAAAUCGUCGAGGGUUCUCUAUUUAUGGCGAACAGAAGUAGAGGAACAACGAGAAAGAGCCUCGGAUAUUCGACGACGUAAUGAAGCAUUAGUAUACAAUAUAUUACCACCACAUGUAGCCAAACAUUUUCUUGGUAGUUAUAAACGUCAACAUGAAGAACUGUACAGUCAGAGUUAUGCUGAAGUUGGUGUGUUAUUUGCUUCAAUGCCUAAUUUCUCAGAUUUCUACUCAGAAGAGACAGUUAACAAUCAAGGUUUAGAAUGUUUAAGAUUCCUCAACGAGGUCAUAUCUGACUUUGAUGCUCUUCUAGAGCAACCACGAUAUCAAGAUAUUAUUAAAAUUAAAACUAUUAGCUCCACUUAUAUGGCAGCUAGUGGACUAAACCCAUCUAGAGUAGUUAAGGUGAAUAAUCAUAAAUUUUGA